ACGAAAUCGAGUAAAGCGGCAGAUCCACCAAUAUAAUCCUCCAUCCCAUCCAUCAUGGUCAAGAAGAUCAUCAGCGUCGGGCUUGAUGCUCCCCACGUGCCAGACACGGAAUGCGAGUCAAGCCACGCGUUCGUGGACAACUUCAAGAAGCACUUUAAGGUGAAGAUUCAAAGCCUGAGCGACGAGGACAUUGUGUUUGACUUGGUGGGCAUCGACGCGUCGAUUGCAAAUGCGUUCCGCCGCAUCUUGUUGGCCGAAGUCCCUACCAUGGCCAUCGAGCACGUGUACCUGUGGAACAACUCGUCGAUCAUCCAGGACGAAGUGUUGGCGCAUCGCCUCGGGUUGAUUCCGUUGCAAGUGGACCCGCGCGAGUUUCAGUCGUUCCCUGAGCACGAAGAAGGCGAAGCCACGGACGAGAACACCCUCGUGUUCAAACUCGACGUGACAUGCACGGCCGAUCCGAACGACCCCGCCGACAUCUCGAAAGCCACCAACGCGUCCGUGUAUUCCCGCCAUCUUGAGUGGGUACCUCAAGGGCUUCAAGAAGAACGUUUUGGGUCCAUCCGCCCCGUGUCUGAAGACAUCUUGAUCGCCAAGCUUCGACCGGGCCAGACCAUCGCCCUGGAAGCGCAUUGCCGCAAGGGAGUCGGUAAGGACCACGCCAAGUUCUCACCGGUCGCCACCGCGUCGUACCGCUUGCUGCCCGAGAUCUCAUUCCCAGCCCCCGUUGUCGGCGCCGACGCCAAGACGCUCCAGAAGACCUGCCCCAUGAACGUGUUUGACAUUGAGGACCUUGCGGCGGUGGCGGCGCGGCCUCGGAACUGCACCAUGUGCCGCGAAUGCAUCCGGGCCCCGGGGUGGAGCGACAAAGUCAAGUUGGGCCGCGUGUCGGACCACUUUAUCUUUUCCGUCGAGACCGUGGGCAUGCUCCGACCCGAAGAUUUGCUCCCGGAAGCCAUCAAGGUGCUCGUGGCCAAGUGCGACGUCGCCGUCGAGUCGUUGAAUGCCGUCGACGACGAGCUGCGCGAGGAAGAGGACGAGGAAGAUGACGAGGACGACGACGCGAUGGAGUAGGAAACAACACACACAGAAGUAGAGAUUAAUAUACACCACCUAUAUGCAAUCGAGCGAGACUAAAGGGGGAGAAUCGAUGGAGAUGACGUAAGGGAGAGCGACGUUCGUGUUUGGACGUUAGAGGGGGUUGUAAUUGAUAAGAGGUGGUUGCAAUGGAUGGCAAGAUCGAGGUUGGAUUAGACGUCGGCGCCGCUGUUGAUCAGCAACGUCGCAGCACGGACGACCGCGAUGAACGCACCGAACUGCGCCACUUCCCACAGCAACGCUCGUCGGGCCUUGCUCUUGUCCACUUGGGCCUUCUUCUUCACGGCAAACAUGUUGACAGCACGGUAAUGGAAGAUGGUCGAUUGGAGUGUAGCAACUCCCAAUGAAUGGGCAUCCGGAUAAGUCAAAUAUCCGGACGCCUCAAGGCACACUGCAGCGGGUGACGUGUUGUCCCCACGGUCCUUGAGCUUUAGGGAAUGCGAUUACAUUGAGAUCUCCCCCGUCUGCAUCGGUAUCAUCCAUUGGCAACCGCCGCAACGUUGGUCCAAGUUGCGUUGAAGGGCUCUAAGCAUGCUGAGCGUCCAAGCUCAAGCACCCAGAGGUUGGAUAGCAGUUGGGACGAUACUGUAUGUUCGUGCUCGUGUUGGGAUGUAUGGGAUACAUUGGGAAGAUGCACGUAGCCUAGGCCACGAUGGCGGCGGCGCUGGAGAUGCAUACAUUACCGUGGGUCGUCGUCGUCCAUAAUGGGGCUGAAAGGGCAGACCCGAGGGGCUGAAAGGCUGGC
Messenger RNA from Aphanomyces astaci, 1843 nucleotides. RefSeq lists its product as hypothetical. The record is from RefSeq and is a predicted model, not a curated record. Gene Ontology annotation, molecular function: protein dimerization activity; DNA binding. Gene Ontology annotation, cellular component: RNA polymerase I complex; RNA polymerase III complex. NCBI's taxonomy places the organism in Eukaryota, Oomycota, Saprolegniomycetes, Saprolegniales, Verrucalvaceae. Gene Ontology annotation, biological process: DNA-templated transcription. The transcript is spliced from 3 exons. The coding region runs from base 55 to 1074 and encodes 339 amino acids.